AUGUGCGCGGUGGACGUGGUCUACGGCGAGGUCUCCGCGGGGCGGGUCGCGCUGCCGCUCGCGGACGGGAGCGCGCUGCGGGGGAGGCUCUCCGUGGAGCUCGGGCCCGACGACGUGCCGCCGUUCGUCGCCGCGCCGGCGUGGUACCCGGCGUUCACCGAGUCGGCGCUGUCGCAGUUCGAGGGGCUGGACCAGGCCGACCACGUGCUCGUCAACUCCUUCCGCGACCUCGAGCCAAUGGAGGCAGAUUACAUGGAAUCGAAAUGGGGCGCAAAGACCGUCGGCCCGACAUUGCCGUCGUUCUACCUUGACGAUGAUCGCCUGCCGUCGAACAAGACCUAUGGUUUCAACCUCGUCUCGAGCACUUCUCCGUGUGUGGCAUGGCUCAACAAGCAGGCUCCUUGCUCUGUGCUCCUCGCAUCCUACGGCACGGUUGCUAACCUUGACUCGACACAACUAGAAGAGCUAGGCCAUGGAUUGUGCAACUCCGGACAACCUUUCCUUUGGGUGUUGAGGCCUAGUGAGACAGAUAAGUUGCCCCAGGAACUCCAUGACAAAUGCAACAUGAAAGGCCUAAUUGUUCCCUUUUGCCCUCAGCUGGAGGUGUUGGCUCACAGGGCCACAGGUUGUUUCUUGACACAUUGUGGAUGGAACUCGACAACUGAAGCAAUUGCCACUGGUGUACCCAUGAUCGCAAUACCGCAAUGGGCGGACCAACCGACCGCCGCAAAGUACAUGGAGAGCGCAUGGGGGAUCGGCCUGCGUGCACGUCGAGGCAAGAAAGGCUUGGUGAGACGAGAAGAGGUGGAGAGGUGCAUCAAGGAAGUGAUGGGUGGGAAGGAGUAUAUGAGGAAUGCUUCUAAGUGGAUGCAGAAGGCCAAAGAGGCUAUGCAGGAAGGAGGGAGCUCUGACAAUAACAUUGCAGAUUUUGCAGCCAAAUAUUUAUGA
This is a messenger RNA of Triticum turgidum subsp. durum (durum wheat), 948 nucleotides long. The record is from the annotation of a GenBank genome assembly. Lineage: Eukaryota; Viridiplantae; Streptophyta; Magnoliopsida; Poales; Poaceae.